AUGGACACAGCCCCUGGAGAGCUCGACGUAGGCAGGGCAGUUCAAGCUGCUCGAGAAGCACUUAAGCAGCCUUCAUGGAGGUCACUGUCUGGCACUGAGCGAGGCCACCUGAUGAACCGGUUGGCGGACUUGGUAGAUGAACAUGGUGAAACGCUUGCUGCCAUUGAGACGCUCGAUAAUGGCAAGCCGCUGUCCAUCUCACGAAGCUACGAUGUACCGCACUUCUCCGAGGUGCUUCGCUAUUAUGCCGGAUGGGCAGAUAAGAACCAAGGUUCGGUGAUUGAUAUUGGACCGAAGAAGAUGGCUUACACAGUCAAACACCCUGUCGGCGUAUGCGGCCAGAUCAUCCCCUGGAACUAUCCCCUUGAUACGGCAGCGUGGAAACUUGGUCCUGCCCUGUCGUGCGGAAACACGAUAGUGCUCAAGCUGGCGGAGCAGACGCCAUUAUCGAUGCUGUACGUGGCACAGCUCAUACGUGAAGCGGGUUUUCCCCCCGGAGUCGUCAAUAUUAUUAGUGGGCGCGGCGGAGAGGCGGGCGCUGCUCUGGCACGUCACCAAGAAGUGGACAAGAUUUCCUUUACAGGCAGCACGGUAACGGGCAAGGAGGUGAUGCGCAUGGCAGCUGGCACACUCAAGGCAGUCACUCUGGAGACGGGGGGCAAGUCACCGCUGAUUGUGUUUGACGACGCGAAUCUGGAGCAGGCUGUGAGAUGGGCCCACGAGGGAGUCAUGGCCAACCAAGGCCAAAUGUGCACGGCAACGUCACGGCUGUUGGUACAAGAUGGAAUCUACGAUAGUUUCGUGGAGAGAUUCAAGGCUUUCACGGAGGAGACUUCGAUCCUGGGAGACCCAUUUGACGGGAGGACAUAUCAGGGGCCCCAGAUCAGCAAGGCACACGCGGAACGCAUCAUGUCGUACAUAUCGUCGGCUCGAAACGAUGGAGCUGAAGUCUUUCAUCCUCGCGGGGAUUUGCCCUCAAGAGGAUUCUUCGUUCCACCAACUAUCCUUACCAAUGUCAAGACGAACACAACGGCCUUUCAGGAGGAGAUCUUUGGCCCGGUAGCAGCCAUUGCGCGGUUCAAAGGAGAGGAAGAAGCUGUAGAAGUCUCCAACGCGAGCAGGUAUGGGCUUGCUGGCGCAGUCUUCACAAAGGAUCUGGGAAGAGCACACCGUGUGGCGCGGAAUUUGGAGGCUGGUAUGGUGUGGGUGAAUAGCAGCAACGAUUCUGAUACGAGAGUCCCGUUUGGAGGGGUGAAGGAGAGCGGAUAUGGGAGAGAGCUUGGUGAAGAUGGACUGAAGGGCUACUAUUCUGUCAAGGCGGUGCUUGUCAACUUGACGGAUGAGUGA
This is a messenger RNA of Trichoderma gamsii, 1347 nucleotides long. RefSeq names its product aldehyde dehydrogenase. Gene Ontology annotation, molecular function: aldehyde dehydrogenase (NAD+) activity. The coding region runs from base 1 to 1347 and encodes 448 amino acids. The transcript is spliced from 2 exons. The record is from RefSeq and is a predicted model, not a curated record. Lineage: Eukaryota; Fungi; Ascomycota; Sordariomycetes; Hypocreales; Hypocreaceae.